AUGCCUCUUAACGGAACUAGUGUUGCCGAUGGUGCACAGAAGUUCUGCUGCUUCUUAGUAUUCUGCUGUUCAGCGUCGAUCUUCAUAAAUCCGAGGCAGCUGCUUUACAUCACCCUCACAAUCAGUCCCAACCGGAUAAUAAGAUUGUUGUGGAUGGUACACCCGUGGCCAUUGGACCCUGUAUUGAAUACCUGGGGCACGUCAUAG
Molecule: messenger RNA, 207 nt
Organism: Danaus chrysippus (African queen)
Lineage: Eukaryota; Metazoa; Arthropoda; Insecta; Lepidoptera; Nymphalidae
Source: the annotation of a GenBank genome assembly